AUGCCUAAAGGUUUGGGGCCCGCACCUGAGCCACCUAGCGAGAUAGGACGUCUUAGAGUUCUUUCUAAGACUGCAGGUAUUGGAGUAUCACCGUUAGUCUUGGGAGCAACCACAUCGUCGGAUUUUUUGGACUCAAUGAACAAGAAGCGCGCGUUUAAGUUGCUUGAUGCUUUUAACAAAGCAGGCGGAAAUUUCAUUGAUGCUGCAAAUAACUAUGAAAACGAGCAGUGGGAUGAGUGGAUUGGUGAGUGGAUGGAGUCAAGAAAACUGCGUGACAAAAUUGUUAUAUGUACCAAGUAUGCUGGAGAUUACAAGAGGUGUGAAGCAGCUCAGGGUAAAAGCGCCAACUACUGUGGUUAUCACCAACCCAGUUUACGUGUGAGUGUAAGAGAUUCUCUCCACAAAUUGAAAACAGAUUGGAUUGAUAUUCUUUAUGUUCAGUGGUGUGAUUAUAUGGGUUCCAUUGAGGAAGCUAUGGACAGUCUGCACAUCCUUGUGCAGCAGGGUAAAGUUCUCUACUUGGGCGUGUGUGAUGCACCUGCGUGGGUUGUCUCUGCAGCAAAUUACUACGCUAGUUCUCACGGGAAAACUCCGUUCAGUGUCUAUCAAGGCAAGUGGAAUGUGCUAAACAGGGAUUUUGAACGUGAAAUACUACCAAUGGCCAGGCAUUUUGGUAUGGCUCUGGUUCCAUGGGAUGUUAUGUGGGGCGGAAGAUUUCAGAGUAAAAAGACAAUGGAAAAGCGGGAGAGGAGAGGAAAGGACGUGCGUACUUUUGUUGGUAGCCCAAAACAGACAGAUGUUGAGGUUAAAAUCAGUGAGGCAUUGUCAAAGGUAGCUCAGGAACAUGGCACUGAAUUUAUUGCUGCUAUUGCAAUUGCCUAUGUCCGUGCUAAAGCAAAAAAUGUUUUCCCGCUAGUAGGAGGAAGAAAAGUUGAACACUUGAAACAGAACAUUGAGGCUCUGAGUAUCAAGUUGACGCCAGAACAGAUGGAAUAUCUGGAAAGCAUUGUUCCUUUUGACAUUGGAUUUCCCAACACGUUUAUCAAAUUAAAUACAUUACUCAAACAUUACUCGUAUCAUACUUCUGAGUUAAAGUUUCAGUUAUGGAAAACUCAAAAAGAGCGCAAAAUUUCAAAUUCACUAGUGUAA
Molecule: messenger RNA, 1149 nt
Organism: Saccharomyces mikatae IFO 1815
Lineage: Eukaryota; Fungi; Ascomycota; Saccharomycetes; Saccharomycetales; Saccharomycetaceae
Exons: 1
Coding region: 1-1149 (382 amino acids)
Source: RefSeq, a predicted model, not a curated record